CUGAGUUGAGCAGAGCAUGCAUCGCACCUCGAUUUUCGUUUGCGGUGGCUUGCUCUUUCCCCCGUCCCCUUGCGCAAAGCUCGGCUGGUUCACUCCUGCCUCACACUUCAUGUACUGGGAACCUUGCCUUCUCCUGGAAGGAACUGGGAAUGGGUGCUUUCCAUGAUGCGCAAAAGGCACCUUAAGGCUUCCAGGUUCUCUUCCAAUGUAAAACUCAACUCCACGGGACUCCCGUCCUCCUCAAUCACAUCAUGUUCCCGCACAGGGUGUCUCCCUUCGCCCAUCAUAUCGCCGCCGCCCUCGCCCUCGUCGUCCUGCGUCCUGCGUCCGCCAUCUCCAUCUUUGAGAACACUGAACCCAACAACCUACCAGCGCCAGCGCCAGUGCCAGCCCGACCUCAUCUUCAUCUGCCCACACUGCCACAAGCCAAUUUCCAGUUCUGCAUCCAGGCGUCUUUUUGUUUUCCCCAUCCUCGCACUGGCAUUUCCGUGUGCCAUGCUCACUUUGGCUUCAUCAUUCCCAUUAACCCCGCCCCUGGCCCAUCCUCCGCUUCCUCUUCUGCUGUCUGCCAUCGGUGCCAUCCAUGCGUACCUUAUGAGUACGGAGCACACUCUUCUUCUUCUUUCCCGUCCACAGGCCUCAUCCUUCUCCCGACUCAGAGAUGGUCAGUGGACAAAAUCGAUGUGCCACUUCGUUCGUACAGCAGCACGCGGCUCGGUAGCUCUCAAAGCCUGCAACGCUACGAUGCCUUCCAAGUUUGGUCGAGCCGUUCAUCCCCGUCAAGCCUAAUCCGCGGAAAGCCACCUCAAACUGCACGCUCAGGUAUUCGUACUCCGUCAGUCCGUAAAGCGCUUGACAACCCUAUCUUUGCCAGUAGGCAAAAGUUGCUUCUUCGUCAUAAGCAGUCAAAUAGCCUACCAGAAACAUCUACCGCCAAGGAAUCAAGUCGGCGUGUUCCAAUACUUACACCACCAUACCACACCCAUUGGAUAUUGGAGAUGGCGAAGGCUUGCCACAAGACCCCUGGACCCUUAAGCCGUGUGGCUGUGCAAUCUCCGUUUUGCCCCUCGCCGAAGCGCCCUAGACAAAAUGGACAGGUGCCGAAUCCCAAUCGAGCUGUGCCAGGACGGCCAGUGUCCGAAGAUAGAGACUUCUGGGUCAUUUGACAGUUCGCAGGAUACACCAAAACGGUCAUAUCCGACGACUGCUGCCAUUGAAAGGGCACUGCGCUGGCCGUGAGCUUGAAGACUAGGGUCUUCGGUGAUGUUCGUCUGAAUGCGAUCCCGAAAGACGGGCUGUAGCCGCUUGUUGUCGGCCAACAGCGACAACCUUAGAGCUCACUCAGUCGAUCAUCGCUUCGACGGUUAAGCAGGCCGAGACAAGUCGCCGGCGACACCCCACGCUCAAGUCUCGAUGAAGUCGGGAAUUGAUUCAGAAGCGGCAAUGGUCUCGGAUCGCAUAUUGCAACAACAGGCCCUUGGGGUGUCUCCU
Colletotrichum acutatum is the source of this 1491-nucleotide messenger RNA. RefSeq lists its product as uncharacterized. Bases 252 to 1166 code for a protein of 304 amino acids. NCBI's taxonomy places the organism in Eukaryota, Fungi, Ascomycota, Sordariomycetes, Glomerellales, Glomerellaceae. The transcript has 2 exons. The record is from RefSeq and is a predicted model, not a curated record.